AGAAGCAGUUCAUUGUUGGUUUGGAGGAUUGUUGAAAAGACUAUCUUUUAAGGCUUAAUUAGAUUUGAAAAUCUCAAAUGUGCUCUUGUUAGGUAUCGGUAGCCAAUUUACUUGAGCCACGAAUGUGUGUACUUUUGCCAUCUCUGGGGAAGAAGGCGUGUCCAGUGAUUGCAAGACAUGUUUCGGGGUUCCAGGGAAACGCAUAUCCCCCUCGGUUAAAUUGGAUGACGCUCUUUGGAUCUUUGGAAGGAAGAGUCAUCGCGGCUUCUGACUUUUACGCACCGAGCGUUUCAGGAUACAAGUUGCAUUCGUGACAAUCCGUCGAGAGCAGCCAGCAUGAAUAAUGCAUCCAACCGAACUAUUGACCCGAGCUGUACGAGCAAACCGCCUCUGGCCAUCGACAUCAUCCUCAAGUUGGACCUCUUUGGUAUCAUCCUGUACUCCAUACUCACUUUCAUGGCAGCAGUGUCCAUGUUGGUCUUCCUAGAGGAAUGUAUUUACAUCUACAGGAAAGUGCCUGCCAAUAAGAAAAGUUUAAUCAUCUGGGUGAAUGGAGCAGCACCGGUGAUUGGCACCAUGUCAUGUCUGGGGAUGUGGAUCCCCAGAGCCACCAUGUUUACUGAUAUGACCUCUGCCUGCUACUUUUCCAUCGUGGUCUUCAAGUUCCUGAUCAUGAUGCUGGAGGAGGUGGGUGGUGACGAGGUGUUCCUGAAGCGAGCAGGGAGACAUAAACUGAGGAUCAGCACAGGGCCGUGCUGCUGCUGCUGCCCCUGCCUGCCACAUGUGGCUAUCACAAAGCGCUCUCUCUUCCUGCUCAAACUUGGCUCUUUCCAGUUUGCGACUCUUAAGAUUGUCUUCACCAUCCUUUCCAUUGUUCUCUGGACCAACGGGAACUUUGAUCUGGCUGAUAUGAACAUUACUGGAGCUGCUAUAUGGAUCAACCCAUUUGUGGGCAUCUUAACAAUCAUAGCCCUGUGGCCUGUAGCAAUAAUGUUCAUGCACCUGAAGACUGCCCUGCGAACACUCAAGCUCAUCCCCAAGUACGCCAUGUACCAGCUGAUCCUGAUCCUGACCCAACUGCAAACAGCUAUCAUCAACAUCUUGGCUAUGAAUGGAACCAUUGCCUGCACACCACCUUUCUCUUCUCUAGCCAGAGGAUACAUGAUGAGUCAGCAGCUGUUAAUCUUGGAGAUGUUCAUCAUAACCCUGGCAACACGUCUGCUGUAUCGACGAGAGUACAACCCUUUACCCCUAGAAGAACACAACAAUAGUGAAAAAACCAAGAUGGUUGUACUGCAAGAGUCUCCAUGAAAGAUCUGUGUGUGGGUAUGCUUGUGUGCCUGAUGUUAUUGACAUUGUGGGGACUGAAACUUGUUUACAUACUCACAUUGGGGUAACUUGGCCUUUCUUUUGGGGACCAGAUGCUGGUUACCACCACCUAUAUCACUGAAUUUUAGAGUGGCAGCUUGGUUUAAGGUCAGGGAUAGGUCUAGGCAAGUAGUGGUUAUGCUUAAGGCUUGGGUAAGUUUCCAGGAAAUGAAUGCAAGUCAAUGUAAAAUCACCACAAGAAAAGACAACAAGCGUGUGUGUGAUUUUUAUGUCCAUGCAUUUAUUUGAUUAAGAGAUUACAUAAUUAAAUCCAUCCAUCC
This is a messenger RNA of Monopterus albus (swamp eel), 1649 nucleotides long. It is a transcript of the gene slc51a, whose product is annotated as solute carrier family 51 member A. The coding region runs from base 337 to 1311 and encodes 324 amino acids. The record is from RefSeq and is a predicted model, not a curated record. The transcript is spliced from 9 exons. NCBI's taxonomy places the organism in Eukaryota, Metazoa, Chordata, Actinopteri, Synbranchiformes, Synbranchidae.